AUGAACUCAAUCUCAAAGCAGUUCACGAAUUCAAACGCCAAUGCGCUUCGCAAUGAAUUCCAUGGUGCUACAGAUGGGUUGGCUCAACAAGAACAAUUCGGCUUGGCUCCACAAAUGCAAUUGCCUCCUAUUUCCAAGCCUACGGAAUUCUUGAGAGCACACACAGAUGACGCUUCCAACCCUGACUGUAAGAUCAAGAUUGCACACGGUACGACAACCUUGGCGUUUAGAUUCCAAGGUGGUAUUGUUGUCGCAGUCGAUUCCAGAGCUACUGCUGGUGACUGGGUCGCCUCGCAGACUGUGAACAAGGUUAUCAGAAUCAACCCCUUCUUGUUGGGUACAAUGGCCGGUGGUGCCGCCGACUGUCAGUAUUGGGAGACUUGGUUGGGUACGCAGUGUAGACUACAUGAGUUGCGUGAGAAGGAGCGUAUAUCAGUGGCUGCCGCUUCUAAGAUCUUAGGAAACUUGGUGUAUCAAUAUAAGGGCAUGGGCUUGUCGAUGGGUACCAUGGUCUGUGGCUACACGAAGAAGGAGGGUCCAACCAUCUACUACGUUGACUCUGAUGGCACAAGAUUGAAAGGUGACCUCUUCUGUGUCGGUUCCGGUCAGACAUUCGCUUACGGUGUCUUGGAUUCUGAGUACAAGUGGGAGUUGAGCGUCGAGGAUGCAUUGUACUUGGGUAAGAGAAGUAUUUUGGCUGCCACACACAGAGACGCCUACUCCGGUGGCUCGAUCAACCUAUACCAUGUCACCGAGGAUGGAUGGGUAUACCACGGCAACCACAAUGUGGGCGAUAUCUUUUACGACAUCAAGGAGAAGGAGAAGUCCUUCAACAAUGUUGACGGUUGA
Molecule: messenger RNA, 849 nt
Organism: Candidozyma duobushaemuli
Lineage: Eukaryota; Fungi; Ascomycota; Pichiomycetes; Serinales; Metschnikowiaceae
Gene: PRE2
Product: proteasome core particle subunit beta 5
Exons: 1
Coding region: 1-849 (282 amino acids)
Cellular component (GO): proteasome core complex
Molecular function (GO): threonine-type endopeptidase activity
Source: RefSeq, a predicted model, not a curated record